Messenger RNA from Macrosiphum euphorbiae (potato aphid), 1359 nucleotides. The record is from the annotation of a GenBank genome assembly. NCBI's taxonomy places the organism in Eukaryota, Metazoa, Arthropoda, Insecta, Hemiptera, Aphididae.
AUGUAUUCUGAUGACACUGUGUAUGUUGGAUUAUUGGUCUUAUCAUUUUUAUUUAGCUUUUUAUUCAGAAAAGUUAAACACAAAAAUGUGAAACAAUGGAUGUCAACUAUUUAUGGAGCAAUUAUUGUACUAACAGUUUCUGGCUUACAUAUAGUCCAUCCGAUAAUUUGCACACUAGUCAAUUCCAUUUUGAUACAAAUUGAUAAAAGGCGUUGUCAUAUAUUAAGUUUCUUAUUUACAUUUGGAUAUUUAAUAUUCUUUCGGAUGACAACAUAUUUUGGAAUACCUUACCCCCCAGCUCAUACUAACUUAAUACAAAUGAUGCUUACUCUAAAGCUUGUUGGCCUUUCGUUUGAAGUCCAUGACAGUUAUCUAAUCAAAUUGAAACAAAAGGAUGCAAAAUAUGAUGCUGAAAAAAAAUUUAAAACAAUUUGUCAACCUAGUAUUCUAGAAGUAUUUCAUUAUGCAUUUUGUUAUAUAGGUAUUUUAACAGGACCCUAUUUUAAGUAUCGUACUUAUUGGGAUUUAUUCAAUCAUAAUUACUGGAGAAAAGCUACUUAUAUUAAUUUAUUAAUUAAAAAAAUACGUAUAAUCCCAACUUUAAUAAUUUGUUAUUUGGCAACUUCAUGGAUAUUUCCAUUAAGUGAAUUCAAGAAUGACUCUUUUUAUACAUCAACAUCAUUAUCAUACAGAUUGUGGUAUAUGUACUCUUCAUUUUUUAUUUUUCGCACAAGAUUAUAUUUGGGCUUUAUUUUCUCUGAGCUUAUUUGUAUAGCUUCUGGAAUAGGUGCUUAUCCUGAAGUGACAGAUCCACAGUCUGGAAGUGGUCCAACUAGAAAUUUUGAAUCAUUAGAAACAGAAUAUUCUGUAAAAGAAGAGGUUUACAAUUUUGAUUGCAUUGAAAGUAUUGAUAUUAUGAAAGUAGAAACUAUUUCUACAGUCCGUGGAGCUACGAGAAUUUGGAAUAUGACAAUACAGUAUUGGAUUGCUGAAUAUGUGUAUAGAAGAAUUCCUGUUAAAAAACUUAGAACAUUGGUAGCAUUUGGUAUUUCUGCAUUGUGGCAUGGCAUAUACACAGGCUAUUAUGUUAGUUUGUGUUCAGUGCCUUUUUACUUAGCAGUGGAAGAUAUUUAUGAUAGACAGUACCGUAACUAUGCUGACUCUGCUGGCAAACGUAUAUUGUGGACAUUCUUCUUAUACACUAUGAAAAUGUAUCAGUUUUCAUUUUGGGGAUGCACAUUUCAACUUCUACAUAUCGACCUCAUAUUUAAAUACUGCCAAUCUAUAUAUUUUCUCCCAUAUAUUGUUUUGAUAACUAUGUAUGCCAUUUCUCGAUUUAACAACUUACGGACUAGUUGA